GUCAAAAGAUAGGUAUAAAAAAGUGAAGGAAAAUUUCGAAAAAAUGUAUAAAUAGAAUUUCGUGAGUUUUGUAAAAAAGAGCAAUCGCAUAUUUCACACAAAGUUUUCCGAGUUUUCUUGAUUAUUCGGGAAACCAUUUAAUUUUAAGCGAGUACGUCAAAAACUAUCGAGAAAGUUCGUCAGUGGGAAAAUCAGUUCGUUCAUUGGCCGUUGGAUCUUAUAAAAGAAACUCGCUUCUAGCAGCUGCAUGUUUAAAAGAAAUUUUAAGUGCCGAUGUGACACAACAUUGAAUCUAAAAAACAUAAAUAUUUUAUAUAGAAUAAAUUACUUUUGAACGCAGAUAAAAGCAAAAGAAUUGCGAUAUGACGAAUAAAUCAAAAACAAAUAUUGAAAACGAAGAAGAGGCCGUCACCUACAAAAAUGAUGGCAAUGCAGCAUUUAAAGCUGAGAAUUGGGAGGAGGCUGUUAAAUGGUAUUCUAAAGCUAUAUCAGUUGGUGAAAAACAUAAGGAGUUGCCUGUAUUUUAUAAAAAUCGUGCAGCUGCAUAUUUAAAACUUGAAAAAUAUGAAGCUGCUUUAGAGGACUGCACUGAAUCCUUACGUAUUGCGCCAAAGGAUCCGAAGGCACUAUUCCGCCGAGCCCAAGCCUAUGAGGCUUUGAAAAAAUUCGAAGAGGCGUAUAAAGAUGCCACAGAUUUGUUCAAAGAAGACCCUACCAACAAAUCGGUGCAACCCAUGCUUCAGCGCUUGCAUCAGAUAGUGCAGGAACGCGUUGCACAGAAUGCAAAGACUUCAACAAAGGUAAACCAAAUGAUGGAGCUUGCAUUCGAUAUGGGAAAUCCUGUGGAUAAACGACGAUCUGGUGCCAACAACCUAUUAGUUUUAGCCAAGGAAGAAGUUGGCGCAGAUAUGAUUUUUAAGGCUGGAGGCAUUUUAAAGAUUGCAUCAGUUACUAAAAUAGAAAAGGAUCCAGAAAUUUAUUGCAAUAUGAUACGCCUUGUUGGUGCUCUGUGUGAAGGGUCCGUCGACCGCACAAAAGUUGUUUUACGGGAAUUGGGCGUACCAUGGUUUUUACAUGUGCUCGAUCAUAAACACGAAGAACGUGUCACAACAGCUCAAUAUUGUUUGCAAACCAUUAUUAACUCAUUGUCUGGCAUGGAGAACAAGCCGGAAAGUAAACCCAAGAAAGAGCUUUGUCAGCAAAAUCAAAAAGAAAUUGAUACCUUACUCACUUGUCUCGUUUAUACAAUUACCGAUCGGACAAUUUCGGGCUCAGCUCGUGAUGCUAUUAUGGAGUUGCUUACACGUAACGUUCAUUAUACAGCUUUAGAGUGGGCAGAAAGGUUGGUUGAAAUACGCGGUUUGCAACGUCUAUUAGAAGUGUGCUCCGAGUUGGAGGAGUACAAGUAUGAGAGUGCAAUGGAUAUAACAUCAUCAUCGCGUACUAUUGCUUCGGUGUGUUUGGCACGUAUCUAUGAGAACAUGUAUUAUGAUGAGGCAAGAAAGCGUUUUGGUGAACAAAUAGAUGAGUAUAUUAAAGAUAAGCUUUUGGAUCCCGAUAUGGAGUCUAAAGUUCGCGUAACAGUAGCAAUUACAUCUCUAUUGUCUGGGCCACUCGAUGUAGGUAAUCAGAUUAUUGCGCGGGAUGGAAUUUUACAAAUGAUUUUGGCUAUGGCCACGACAGAUGAUGAAUUGCAACAACGCGUUGCCUGUGAAUGUAUCGUUGCCGCCGCUUCUAAGAAAGAUAAAGCUAAGGCAUUAUGUGCUCAAGGCGUCGAUAUAUUGAAAAACCUUUACAAAUGCAAGAACGACAAUAUACGUGUACGCGCAUUGGUUGGCUUAUGCAAGUUAGGUAGUUAUGGCGGUCAGGACGCGGCGAUACGACCUUUUGCUGAUGGUGCCACCAGCAAACUUGCUGAAGCUUGUCGUCGUUUUUUGAUUAAACCUGGUAAGGACCGUGAUAUUCGUCGCUGGGCAGCUGAUGGUCUGGCUUAUCUUACACUUGAUGCCGAAGUAAAAGAAAAGCUAAUUGAGGACAAAGCGGCCAUUCAUGCUCUCAUAGAUUUGGCACGCUCCGGCGACCAAUCGUGUCUCUAUGGAGUGGUUACGACAUUUGUAAAUCUAGUCAAUGCCUAUGAAAAACAGGAAAUUGUACCGGAAAUGAUCGAACUAGCCAAAUUUGCCAAGCAUCACAUACCAGAGGAACACGAAUUAGACGACUCUGAUUUCAUAAAUAAACGGAUUACCAUACUUGCUAAUGAAGGCAUUACUGGAGCCUUGUGUGCACUCGCAAAAACUGAGAGCCAUAACUCGCAGGAGCUUAUAGCGCGUGUACUUAACGCUGUAUGCAGUUUGCAAGAGUUGCGUGGCAAAGUCGUGCAAGAUGGUGGCGUUAAAGCAUUGCUGCGUUUGGCAUUAGAGGGAACGGAGAAAGGAAAACGACAUGCCUCACAGGCAUUAGCGCGUAUCGGCAUAACAAUCAAUCCUGAGGUAGCCUUCGUUGGUCAACGUAGUUUAGACGUUAUACGGCCGCUCUUGAAUUUGUUAGCUCAAGAUUGCACAGCAUUAGAAAACUUCGAGGCACUUAUGGCGCUAACAAACCUAGCGGCAAUGAACGAAAGCGUGCGACAGCGUAUCGUAAAAGAACAGGGUAUGUCCAAAGUCGAAAUUUACUUAAUGGAGGACCACCUAUAUUUAACACGUGCAGCUGCGCAAUGCAUUUGUAAUCUCGUUAUGUCGGAUGAAGUUGUAAAGAUGUUCGAAAAGCCUAACGAUCGUGUAAAGUUUUUGGCGUUACUUUGUGAAGAGGAAGACGAAGAUACCGCCAAAGCUUCCGCUGGAGCCUUGGCUAUGUUAACGUCUGUUUCGAAAAUUUGUUGUGCAAAAAUAUUGGAAGUCAGUACGUGGUUACAAGUAUUGCAUACACUAAUCGCUAAUCCAAGUCCUGAAGUGCAACAUCGCGGCGUGGUGGUCAUAUUGAAUAUGAUCAAUGCUGGCGAGGACAUUGCGCAGAAAUUAUUUGAAACAGAUAUUAUGGAAUUGCUUAGCGGCCUGUCACAGCUCCCAGAUGAUACGCGCAGCAAAGCGCGCGAAAUAGCCCAACAGUGCCUUACCGCGGCUGAGCGGUAUAAUAUUAUUGAAAAGUCGGAGAAUGCUGAAGUGCCUAAUGUUUUUGAAGAGGCGGCGCGGAUUGAGGAAAUAGAGGGAUAAAAAUCGUAGUUGAAUGGCGCAAAAAAUUGAUAUAUAAAUAGUGCCAAAUCGACUGAAUGUCUAUAUGCAUAAUUAUUUAGUUAUGUAUCAUUUUCACUUUUACAACUCCAUUGCCUUACUAUAACCGUUCUACAGUUUUGUUUUAUUGUACUUACUUUUUUAAUAAUAUUUAUUUAUUUGUGUUUGUGUUAUAAAUUAG
Molecule: messenger RNA, 3408 nt
Organism: Ceratitis capitata (Mediterranean fruit fly)
Lineage: Eukaryota; Metazoa; Arthropoda; Insecta; Diptera; Tephritidae
Gene: unc-45
Product: protein unc-45 homolog B
Exons: 2
Coding region: 363-3209 (948 amino acids)
Molecular function (GO): Hsp90 protein binding
Source: RefSeq, a predicted model, not a curated record